Molecule: messenger RNA, 2013 nt
Organism: Dunckerocampus dactyliophorus (ringed pipefish)
Lineage: Eukaryota; Metazoa; Chordata; Actinopteri; Syngnathiformes; Syngnathidae
Product: epidermal growth factor receptor kinase substrate 8-like protein 1
Exons: 13
Coding region: 88-1707 (539 amino acids)
Biological process (GO): Rho protein signal transduction; regulation of Rho protein signal transduction; positive regulation of ruffle assembly
Cellular component (GO): vesicle; plasma membrane; ruffle membrane
Molecular function (GO): actin binding
Source: RefSeq, a predicted model, not a curated record
GGUGGAACGUGCUUGUGUAAACAGCCCAGCUCAGUGAGCGCACACGCUUCUGCAGCUUGGACUUCAACACUUGGACCACACCAAAAGAUGUCAGCACUGCCUCCACCUGUGAUGCCUCGAAAGGCUUCAGGGGUCCGAGUCAUGCCACUCCCGGGACACCAGAUUCGCUCCGGCCAGCUCCCCACAAGUACUGAUCAUGGAAAAGGUACAUUCAAGUUAACCACACGCAUGCAUUCUUCCAUCAAGUCUGACGCAAGUAUGUCCUCAGAGAAUGAUGCCAACAAGGAUGCCAACCAUCCAUCUCAAGUGCAUGCAGAGAGAGAAGUGGAGAUCCUGAACCACUGUUUCGACGACAUUGAGCGAUUCAUGGCACGGUUGCAGCAGACGGCCGAGGCCCAGAGCGUACUCAACCAGAGGACGAAAAGGAGCAGGAAGAGCAAGCAGCAGAGCCAUGAUGACUUGCUGACCAUGAAAGCAGUUCCUCCGCCAGCAGAAGAAUUUGUGGACCUGUUUCAGAAAAUCAAGUACUCCUUCAGUCUGCUGGAUCGUCUCAAGUCAGCCAUCGAGAAACCGGACGCACCAGAGCUGCUGCAUCACGUCUUUGCGCCUCUCAGACUGAUGGUGAAAACUACAGGUGGGCCGGAGUUUGGUGGGUCAGUGAUCAGUCCUGCUCUGACCCAUGGUGCUGUUUCACUGCUGGAGAAGCAUCUGACUGAGGAGGAAAAAGAACUGUGGACUGAACUGGGACCAUACUGGACUUCACCCUGUUCCCACUUCAGCAUCUCCGUCCCCCCAUACUCACCUGUCUUCUUGGACGGAUGGCAGCCGCAGGCGUUCGACUCCACCGGUUUGCCUUUGGAAGAUCCUGUUGAGUCGCAGCACAAGCAAGACGCUCAGCAGGGCCGAGAUCAACACGCCAUGGAAGUCCUUGCUGAAGAAACCGAUGAAGUGGAGGGGAAAGGGCUUCCACCACUGGGUGAAAGACAUUACUGCUGCAGCUAUGACUUUGUUGCAAGAAACAGCAGUGAGCUCUCUGUGCUGCAUGGAGAAACAUUGGAGGUCAUCGAGUCAUCAAAGAGGUGGUGGAAGUGCCGCAAUCGCUUUGGCCAGAUCGGGUUUGUUCCCUUCAACAUCUUGGAACCACUGUCCGCUCUGAGUGACAGCUGUGGAGACACGCCAGUGACGUCCCCUAUUUCACCUUGCUCAACGGCGUUCUUUUCGAACCCCCCACUGAGCCCGGUCGGUGCUUGUCCGACGUCUACGAGUCCAACAGCACACCUACCUCAGAGCACGGCUUUAGCGUGCAGCACGGCGCAAGCAGAGAAUGGAGAUCGAGUCCUGAUAAUGAAUGACGAGCUUCUCCAAAGACUGGCCGAGAAAAGAGGCUCCAUGCGGCCCUCUCUUAUGGUGCCUCGCUCCACAGAGACUGCUCUUCCACUGAACUACCACUCUCCCCCUGCUGAGGUGGAGGCCUGGCUCACUGCGAAGGGCUUCAGUCAGCCGACGGCCCAGAGCCUCGGCAUUUUAACCGGAGCGCAGCUUUUUUCCCUGAGCAAGGGGGAACUUCGUGAAGUGUCCCAGGAGGAGGGUGUCAGAGUUUACAGCCAAGUUAUGGUGCAGAAGGCCCUUCUGGAGGAUGUGCGAAAAGCCUCCGAAUUGGAGAAGGCGAUGGAGAGGCAAAAGCUGAAGAUUGGCAUGCCAGAGUGAGACUGCGUAUCAGAUGAACUUUAUGUAUCUGUCAAUGUGGAUCAGUUCAUGACAUGUACUGUUAUGCGACCCGGUUUGGAUUUGGAAGUAUCAUCUCUUGUUUGUGUCUUUUACUUUCCUACAAGUACUCCUGUUAUCCUUUGUUCAAGCAAAUGAUAUGAAGGCCAAGUGUUGUGAUAAUGAUAUGAUAGAGACUGAGACUGUGAUGAAACCCCACAUACCGUAAACGUGCAUUCUGUGCUCAUUUUCACUGAAAAGUGACGCUUGCUUUUUCACUACUAAUAAAGUUAACAAAUUUGUCAUUUA